UCGUCAAAAGAUUACAAACUCACGUGCAAAUUCUCGUAAUAUUACGACUUCUUCGCCACUUUAUUUACGUGAUACUAUAAGUUUGAGCAUUUCAACAAAAGGCAAUAGAAAAACUUUCCCAAGUCGUCGAAAUAAGAUAAAUUCACGUGUAAAUUCUCUUAAUAUUACGACUUCAUCUUCACAUUAUUUAUCUGAUAUUACGACUUCAUCUCCACUUUAUUUAUCUGAUACAACAA
Molecule: messenger RNA, 236 nt
Organism: Racocetra fulgida
Lineage: Eukaryota; Fungi; Glomeromycota; Glomeromycetes; Diversisporales; Gigasporaceae
Source: the annotation of a GenBank genome assembly